Molecule: messenger RNA, 3355 nt
Organism: Conger conger (European conger)
Lineage: Eukaryota; Metazoa; Chordata; Actinopteri; Anguilliformes; Congridae
Gene: bend7
Product: BEN domain containing 7
Exons: 10
Coding region: 259-1662 (467 amino acids)
Molecular function (GO): DNA binding
Source: RefSeq, a predicted model, not a curated record
AAGAAGAAAGGAAAACAGCGUCAGAUGUUUAUAAAAACGUGACAUUGCGCGAACGCUCGUUCAAACUCAAAAUGACCUAAUGAAUGUGACGUUUAGCAGUUGGAACUGAAAUCCUGUAAUGAGCAGGAGUUUUCGCUGAUUAAAGAGACGGACCUUGGUCCUGCAGUUUAUUCUGAUGUACGGCGCGAUCUCCUGAGUUCUGUCUCAUCCCUGGAUCUGAAUUGCACAGAUUCUUUUUUUUUUUUUUUUUUUGGAAGAAUGGAGUUUUCAGAGAGGAGACGGAGCAGGAAAUCGCAAAGCUUUAAACUGGUUAAUGAGGAAGAUUUUGAAGCUGAAUAUUUUGGCAACGCAGAGACGGCUGAUGUCAAUGGAGAACUGAAAAGCGUUACCAUGCCUGAAGCUUGGUUAGGUGACGAGGGCGUGGAGAUCAAGAGGCAGAUCACCGGGAUGAUGAGGUUGCUCAACGACAAGGCAGGCCGCAUGUACCAGCGUGUGGGCAAGGAGGGGGAGGGCCUGAAGCAGGAGCCCCAGGACCUGGACCUGGAACUGGGCUGGAGCCGGCAGGCUGGCCUGGUCCCCGAGGAGCCUCAGCCCAGCGACUGGAGCCCCCACUCCCCCUACCGGCCCCAGGCUCCCGGGCAGUACGGCACCCGCUCCAAGACCCUGAGGAUGCUCAACACGGCCAAGAGCACGCUCAAAGCCAACGACACCAUCCCUCCUCUGAGCAGUGCGGUGGAGCCCAGCUGCUGCAUGUGCAACUGCAAGAGCACCCUCCAGGCCAUCCUUCAGGAGCUGCGCGGCCUGAGGAAGCUCAUGCAGACACAGCGAGGGCCUCAGGAGAAGCAGCGGGUCCAGGGCCCCGUCAGCCCUGCCCGGCCCCCUGGCCCGCGGAAGAGGCCCCGCAAGAGGAGGCCGGUCCACAGGGCGGCGACUACCCCCACUGCCCCCAGCAAGAGGGCCCCCGGCCCCAGCACCCCGCCCGAGCCCAUCGGCCGGAGGGAGAGGGGCCCCCGGGAGAGGCACGGCCCUGCCCCGCCCGACACGUCCCCCCUCCCCACCCUGCCCCCACCUGCAGACGGGCCCCUGGUUCAGUAUGGCCUGCUCAGGGAGUCGCUCUCCGCCGAGCCGGAGGUGCAGCUGGCAGAGGACUAUGACGUCUACAUUCCCAAGGCCCAGCUGGACUCCAUCCUGGUCAACUACACGCGUUCGGGCAGCCUGCUGUUCCGGAAGCUGGUGUGCGCGUUCUUCGAUGACACCACGCUGGCCAACUCCCUCCCCAACGGCAAGCGCAAGAGGGGGCUCAACGACAACAGGAAGGGGCUCGACCAGAACAUCGUGGGUGCCAUCAGAGCCUUCACGGAGAAGUACUGCACCGCCAACAGGAUCGAGAGGCUCCCCGGGCCCCGAGACUGGGUGCAGAUCCUGCAGGACCAGAUCAAACUGGCGCGGAGACGGUUAAAAAGAGGUAAUUGGGCAGAGGCCGUGGACUGCGAGGACGGUUUGGUCGGACGCUCUGUGAAAACAGAAGAAGAAUUUCAGUGUUCUGAAGAUAGGAAGGAACGCGUAUUACCUCUAACAGGCUGUGAGUGUGAGAAGCCGGGAGAAGACUGUCACGGCACUACCAUGAAGGACGUCUCCCCCAUGAAGGACGUCUCCCCCUAGUCCGUAUUCCCCUCAGGGCGGACGGCGGCUGCUUGUCGGCGAUACGGCGGUUUCGCGGCCCUCACUUUUAACUAUGUGCCACUUCCAAAGUCCGUUCUGGAGAGCUUGUAGUUAUUUUACUGUGAGACUGAUUAAUUUUUCAUCGUUGCUAAGAAUGCCAUUACUGAAGUGUGAGGUAAGUCUAAUUUGCUUUCGCGGUGUUCUGCAACAUGGUGUGACUGUUUUGUCAAACGAAGACCUUUUAGACUGUGUAGUUAUAGAGAGCCGUGCUCUCUCUAGGGACCCUCCCACACAGUCCUUGGAACAAGUAGGUUUUCGGCCGCAUUUGAAUGUGUUACUCACGCUCCAGACUGUCGAUGCCUUAACGCAGGUAUCGUUGAGAGCGAGGCCUACCAGAUAUCCUCAGUGUGUAUUGACGGAUUAUCUUGUGUUACUGGUGGACGUUCCAAGGUCUACAGUGUCCCCAUUCCAAAUGCAUAUCUGUUCGAUGUGCCGAGUUCUGCAGUGCUGUCCGUUUGUCUGGUAAUGUUGUGGCUUUCACACAGUAGUAACGUCUUACGGGAAGUCAUUCUCGAUGAUUUCUCGUACUCGCGAAAAUGAAUCAUCCACGGGAGCAGGAAGUAUUUACUGAUCUUGAUGUUAUCCACGGCCUCACCUUCCACUCUGUCUGAUAUCAGCUUAUACACAUAAAACUAUUUGUCAAAUCUGUGAAAUCGUCCGACUCAUAAUCGUUCCUUGUGAAUGCGCGCGCUCGUUCGUCGCCGCAGACUGAAAGCUGUGGGCCGCUUUCUUAAUUGACUGUAACCGACGAGCUGUUAUUAAGUCUCUCCAUUUGAGAGAACAAGAUUAAAUUCCACACAAUUCAAAUUGAACAUCAUUGCUCUGCCAGGACUAACGAAUGCCCACGUGUCUACUGCUCUGAUCUUGUAUGGGAAAACUGCUUAUUCAAUUAGGAACAAUACAAUAAAUUGGCUUUCAGCAAUCUACAAUAACGGUCUGCUCACUAAACACCUCAAGAGAAUUAUAAUGAAAGAGAACGAUAAUGAAAAAAAGAAAGUAGUGAAAAGACGACAAAAAAACAAAAAACAAAUAAAUGCAUCAAAAGUGAUUUUAUGUGGCCAUUUCUUAUUCACUCCAUGCCUUUCAUAGUGUGAGUAAUUAUAAUUUGAAUUUGUAAAUACAAUUUCUAUCUUUAAAGGAAUAUUUAGUAUUGUUAAGAUGUAAUGUUAGAAAUAUGGUAUUUCUAUUAGAUGCUUUAUUAUGUUACAUUACAGUGUGUUAACAACCAGAAACUCCAUGCAGGAUAAACGUCUGAGCACUUUAAUUUUGGUUAAUUGGGCUUGAAUAAAUCGGUUUAUCGACUCGAGAUAAACCAACGGCUUCCGCUAAUGUACACGUUGAAGUUCUAGAAGUUAUUGUUUAGGAACAACAGAGAUGUGGACAUAAUGUAAAAUUGUACAGGUGUUUACUUGGUGUUUAUGUAAGAGACUUGUUUACAAUUUGUAUGUGAAAUAUACAGUAUUUACCGUGGCCCCAACUGCUGUUUUGUACAAGGUGUGUACAAGGCCAAAAAUCUGUAAUUGGUUCCUUUGUCUUAAUAUAUGUAAAGUAUAAGUAGCCUUACAAUAUUGGUAUUGCCCAUUGACUUGCCUAGAGUAUCAGUAUUCUUGAAAUAAUAAAUAAUUGUCUCAUA